AUGUCUUGUCGACCUCAGCUAAUUGGCAGAUCACCUUUGGGACAAUUGAAGUCUGAAGGAUUAUUAACAUCAGGAUGUAAAUAUCAUUCAUGUCAAGGAAAGCUAACCAUUCCAAAUAUUUGUCAAGAUUUGAAAUUUUCAACUGAAGAUCUUAUGGAUGAAGGAGAAAUUGGUCGAGGAGCAUAUGGAUUUGUUAAUCGUAUGGUUCAUAGACCUACGAAAACAGCUAUGGCAGUUAAGAGAAUACGUUCAACGUUAAAUGAACGUGAACAAAGAAAUACAUUGAAAGAUUUAGAUGUUGUUAUGAAUUCAGCAAAUUGUCCAAAUAUUGUUCUAUUUUAUGGUGCAAUAUUUACAGAAGGUGAUUGUUGGAUAUGCAUGGAAAUGAUGUCUACAUCAUUAGAUAAAUUUUAUAAAUUUGUUUAUAAUUAUUUACAAUCACGAAUCCCUGAAAGUAUUAUUGGGAAAAUUACUACAGCUACUGUUUCAGCACUUGAUUACUUGAAAACUGCUCUUAAAGUCAUUCACCGAGAUGUAAAACCAUCAAAUAUUCUGAUCGAUUGUAACGGUAAUGUAAAAUUAUGUGACUUUGGUAUAUCUGGUCAGUUGGUUGAUAGUAUUGCUCGAUCACGUGAUGCUGGUUGUAAACCGUAUAUGGCGCCAGAACGUAUUCAUCCAGAGUUAAGCGCUAAUGGUUAUGAUAUACGUUCAGAUGUAUGGAGUUUAGGCAUUACUUUGAUUGAAUUAUCCACUGGACAAUUUCCUUAUCCAUCAUGGAAUUCCGUAUUUGAACAGCUCACUUGUGUAUUAGAUAAUGAUUCACCUAGUUUGCCGGAAUACUUACCAAAAUCUAUUCAAACUUCAUCAUCAACUACAACACUUGUCAAUAUUGAAUAUUCCAAUAAUUCAAAUGAAUCUUAUUCAUCAUCAUCAUCAUCAACAACAACAAAAACAACAGAUUUUUCAUCUGAAUUUCGUAAUUUUGUUUCACAGUGUUUAGAGAAAGAUGUGAGAUGUCGACCGAAAUAUCAAGCACUUAUGCAUCAUCCAUUCUAUUUACGUUCAUUAAGUGAAUUUAUUGACGUUGGAAAAUAUUUUCAAUCGAUAUUAAAUAAAGUUCCUCCCCAUAUGAAUAUGAAUGAAUUAAGUCAAACUCACAGUUGA
Messenger RNA from Schistosoma guineensis, 1164 nucleotides. The record is from the annotation of a GenBank genome assembly. NCBI's taxonomy places the organism in Eukaryota, Metazoa, Platyhelminthes, Trematoda, Strigeidida, Schistosomatidae.